This is a messenger RNA of Thyridium curvatum, 1173 nucleotides long. RefSeq lists its product as uncharacterized. The record is from RefSeq and is a predicted model, not a curated record. NCBI's taxonomy places the organism in Eukaryota, Fungi, Ascomycota, Sordariomycetes, Thyridiales, Thyridiaceae. Bases 1 to 1173 code for a protein of 390 amino acids. The transcript is spliced from 3 exons.
AUGCAGAAGACGUCGUGGCUCGUGGCAUCCAUCGUCACGGACGUGAUCAUGAGCGGCCUGCUUGUGGGGAUCAUCACCAUCGCCGCCCGUGCCGGCAUCCCGUCCAACUGCGGUGGACUGACAAAGAACCCUCCGCUCGACGUCAAGGAGCCACCCAAGGAGCCUUACACAACGCAUGGCUUCAGCAACCAGUCUGACGGCAAGAAGGGCAAGCUCGAUAAUCUCUGUGCUCUCGAGCGCGGGUACUACUUCAUCGCCGUGGCCAUCAUGUUCAGCUACAUCCUCACCAUCGUCCUCACCGUCCUGGCCAUCGCCAGGGACGCCUACGCCCGCCGCUUCAAGGCCGACUACCGCCUGCUCUACCGCGGCGGCGGCACCGCCGCCGAGCGCGCCCUCUUCUUCGGCAACUCGACCUACGAGCUCGACGAGUCCGACAAGCCCUCUGACGACCCGCGCCUGCAGACGCCCCGCUCCUCCCCGACCGCGGCCGGCGCGCUGCAGGGCCAGCCGCCCCAGGCGCCGCCCAGCGAGGGCGUCAUGUCGGCCCGGCAGUCCCUGCGCGUCGCGCCCGCGCCGGGACCCCCCAUGCACCACCAGCAGCAGCUCGCGGCGGGCGGCGGCCUGCACAUCCAGGCGCCGCCACCGCCGCAGCAGCAGCAGCGUCACCAGCAGGCCUUUGCGCAGUCGCCGCAGGCUACAUCCCCCGCCACGAUGCACUUCAUCCCCUCGCCGACGAGCCCCAUCCGCCACCACCACAACCACCACCACCACCAGCAAGGCCCGCCGCCGCCCAUCCCGCCGAGGAUACCCACGCCGCCCUCCGGGUCCAUGUCCCCCCCGCCCUCGAAGCCUCUCGUCCUCGUCCCGGGCCUCGCGUCCGACGAGUCGCAGUCCGACGCCGCGGCAGCGGCCAUGAUCACCGACGGCGCGCGGUAUCGCGACCACCACCAGCACCACCACCACGCCGGGGGCAGCUCGUCCUCGUCAUCGUCGGCGUACGGUCCUCAUCACCAGGCGGGGCUGCUCCCGCCGGCGUACACGCCCUCGACGCAGGCCGACAUGCCGGGCCACGGCGCCGGCGAGAGCAACGAGAUGCGGCUGAGCGGGUACGUCAAGGGCGAGACGCGGGCGCAGGCCAUGAAGGAUUCUUCUGGGCGGGGGCCGGGGCUGUAG